Molecule: messenger RNA, 3379 nt
Organism: Corythoichthys intestinalis (scribbled pipefish)
Lineage: Eukaryota; Metazoa; Chordata; Actinopteri; Syngnathiformes; Syngnathidae
Product: gap junction delta-3 protein-like
Exons: 6
Biological process (GO): cell-cell signaling
Cellular component (GO): connexin complex
Molecular function (GO): gap junction channel activity involved in AV node cell-bundle of His cell electrical coupling
Source: RefSeq, a predicted model, not a curated record
GCCGCAGUGAUGGGGGAAUGGGAUUUUCUCAGCGGACUCUUCGAUCACCUUCAGGCCCACUCGCCCAUGCUGGGCCGCUUCUGGCUCUUGCUGAUGCUGGUCUUCCGGAUCCUGAUCCUGGGAAAGGUGGCAAGUGACAUGUUUGAGGACGAACAGGAAGAGUUUGCGUGCAACACGCUCCAGCCGGGCUGCAAGCAAGUUUGCUACGACCAGGCUUUCCCAAUCUCUCAGUACCGCUUCUGGGUCUUCCAUAUCGUCCUCAUCGCCACACCGUCGCUACUCUUUCUCAUGUACGCCAUGCAUCAUCACAACAAGAGAAAUGGCUCCAAAUCACUUAAAGACUAUAGGGAAAGCCGGCAGAUGAGGAUGUUCUACAUUGUUCACGUGGCUUUCCGGUUAGUCGCCGAAGUGGGAUUUCUAGUCGGAUAGUGGUGGCUUUGCGGCUUCAAGGUGGAAGCCCAGUAUCCUUGCGACCGUUUCCCUUGUCCCUACACGGUAGACUGCUUUACUUCGCGCCCAGCCGAGAAAACUGUCUUUCUCUGCUUCUACUUCGCCGUCGGGGUCCUGUCUGCCUUCUCCAGCUGCGUGGAGCUCCUCUACAGCUCUGUCAAGUGGUUCUGUUCCAGGCAGAAGCGCUUACCUACACCGAUUGAUGACAGCUACAAGUUCGAAAAGCCUCAAGAGAAGUCUUCGGAAAAUACAGUGUUGGACGGAGUUCCCAGGAAGACCAGGAAGGGGAGUAGCAAGAAGGGUAAAGGGAUGCCUUAAAAGUACAAGAAUGGGAAGUAUGUGAAGGGCAAUGCUUUUAUGGUCUAAGAAAUUUUCUGAUAACUUGGAUCAAUAUUGAGAAACUGACAAAAACUAAGAACUGUACUAUUAAGAUGCUGUUAAUCACGAUUACGUUCAAUAUUAGAAGUGUCAAGAGUACUCAAGUACCAAUAUUUAUGUAGAAGUGCUGCUCUUAAGGUUACUGCUGGCAAAUGAGACAAUUUAUCAAAUCUAAGGCUUGACUUUUACAUUUCCUUCCUUGUCCUGUUGAUGUCAUUUCCAACCAAAAUAUAAUUUUGUACCACUGCGGUUUUAAUUGAACCAGAAACAUUGACGCUAAUGACCACCAUCCUGCAAAAUCUUCUGUCUCUGACUUUGUUAGCCAAACUCCAUGCUUAGUUGCACCCAUUCUGAACUGCGGCAAUUCCUGUGAUGUACCACAUGGUAAUUAUCCCCAUCAUUAAAGUUUUGUGAAGCCGUGGCGUCUAUCUCACAUUACGUCUUGACUUUAAGGAUAACUGCAGUGGUAAGAAAAAAAAAACAUCAGCGCAUCCUGACUUUUAUUUCUGCUUUCAUUUUCACUUCCUUAGUGUGUUUUUACAAAGCAGUGACUGUUGAUUGGAACCAAAAUAAUUUUGUGUAAAGACUUGCUUGGGUGGUAGCAUUGCAACGGAGACAAAGUGGCAACUAACUAGAUAGCAAUAAACAUGCAAUUCAGUUGCCCAUCCCAAUCCAAAUGGAUUACACAUCAACUGUAGCGAUUCAGCAAUAUUUUGAAAUUGCAUUCUUCAGACCACCUCCAGAGGGUCCCUAUCAGCGUCAGACAACGUCACGACGACAUCAGCAGGCAUCUUUUCAGUUAGUUUCUCUCGGAAAACCGCCAGAUAGCCACGUUCGCUGUUGCUGUGGUCACUGAGGAUGACGUUGGUUCCUUUGGCAACCACAUCCAACACCUCAUGGUGGGACAUUUCACCUUAAACCAAAGAAACUUGCAUAAAAAUUGCAAAGUAACUAGCCAGGAAACUGUUGAUGAAGCUCCACCCACCGGUGACGUAGAGGUCUGCUUUAACGCCAUUCAGCACCGAGGCUCCCGAUCCGGCACAGACGGCCACGGACCUGGACAGCCUUCUUACCUUGCGUGCGUCCCUGUCCAAGGGCCAAACGGAGGUGCCGCAAACCCAAGUGGGAUUUCAUUUUGUUCACUGCUAUUGCCACGGUGACCGGUUGGUCCAAAACACUGAGGCGACCCUGACCGUGUCCCGACUAGGGGACUAGACACAGUCAAAAGUGGGAAAACAAAAUCAGGUAUUCGUUGAAAUGUAUUUGACAGAUCACAUCACGGAGGAAUGAGACUCUAGCGCUGUACUCCGAUUACUGACUGUACUUUGCAAUUUUAUACUUUUGCUAAUUUUCGGGGGGAUAAAACAUGACUGAUACCAAGCAUUUUCAACUCUCAUGGAACAAUUUCCAUCGCAUUGCAUAUAAGAAACGAAAUAAAUGAUUGUCUGUGUUGCUUGGCCCUGCGCACAGACAUGGGUAAGAAGCCCCGGACUGCGGAGACCUAACUAAUACGACUUGUAUCUCACCUUUUCUGCCUUUACGAUGCGGAGAGACCUGUCACAAGCGAUGUCUUUUGCGACUUUCUCAACAACCGCACCUAGGACUGAAGCUCUGCAGUAUAGGUUGACUUGAGUCUGGUUGGAACUACAACUGAAGACAAAUUGGGAAAUGUAUCACAUUCAGGGAUAUAAAAUGCUGCCUAAAGAGUUCAGCUGUUCAGGUCAGACGAGUGGAGCGGCCACACCUGAGGGCAAUGAACAUCAGCCAGCUUUAAAAGCCAAGCAGACGCUCCACCUCGUCACCCGAUCAACUCGUCUGGUUUCGCCGUCCUGUCCUCUGCGCGCUCCUUGUCGGAUUCCACGCCUGCCUCCUUCCGAGCUUCCACGCCUGCCUCCUUCCGAGCUUCCACGCCUGCCUCCUUCCGAGCUCCCACGUCUCACGCCGGCUCAAUUACCCCACACGAAGCAACCUCCAUCAGCCACGCUAUCUCUGGUGUCUUGAGGACCUUGUCAUGCCUCUACCUGUAGCACCCCACGGACAUCAUGUGAACCUUGGCGUUGACCUUCACAUCAUCGUAGUAGUGAUUGGGCAGCCUGUGGCGUCUGUACUGGUGAUGGAACUCGAUCGGAUAAGCAUUUUCCCGAUUAAAUCUUGGUAGCCGCACAUUGUCAGAAAGUGUAUUUACCACCAAAUAAACAGGCACCUUUAAUUAUGAUACAGCAAUCUGUGCAUGGCCAGUGUAACAACAAUAAACAACAUCGGUGAAAUAAACAUCAAAGAUGCUUUGCCACAAGCUUCAACUGCUGGAACUACACUGAAACUGGAAACACGGAUUGCUGUCUGUGGUGGUAAUUGUUAUGAGCUUCCAUUCCUCUGGAUCCCUUCCGCAUCAAUGCCAGGCGUCUCAGGGUCUUAGGUGUUUCGCCCCUUAACCUGAACACCCCGCCUGAGUGGAGCAGCAAAGACUAUUUAGGCUUCACCUGCGGAAGGGUUCCAGGUGUGGGCUUUCCUAUGCCGCAGCCAUCUUGAACUGGACUCAGCUGCUGCUGCA